Molecule: messenger RNA, 1961 nt
Organism: Cyphomyrmex costatus
Lineage: Eukaryota; Metazoa; Arthropoda; Insecta; Hymenoptera; Formicidae
Product: nuclear receptor subfamily 2 group C member 2-like
Exons: 9
Coding region: 137-1777 (546 amino acids)
Biological process (GO): regulation of DNA-templated transcription
Molecular function (GO): DNA-binding transcription factor activity; sequence-specific DNA binding; zinc ion binding
Source: RefSeq, a predicted model, not a curated record
CAGGGGAGGCGGAAAGGUAAAGGUUAGAAGAGGUUAUGAACUCUAACCCGUGGCCGAAGUCUGGUAGCUUGCCCGCUGGUCCCGAUUGCGCGACGACACGGAUCAGUCGUCGCCGCUGCUAGACGCGAAGAGAGAAAUGGACAGGGACCAUAGGGAGCAACGCGAUCACGAUAAUCUGAGCGAGAAGGAACCGGACAGCAAAGUUGGAAUGGCUUUCUGCAGCCUCUCCCACCAUCGCGAUCGUACGCCGGAUGCCGAUGCAGAGAGAGACAUGGACAUCGAUCCAGCUGAUCACAUCGAGAACUUGCACGACGACAAGUCCGAGAAAUUAGGGAGGAAUUUUCAUAAUAUAGGACAUCAUCCAGCCAUGAGAGAUGUAGAUAGGGAUCAAAAUAAUCAUGUUGAUAUGCAUGACGACAAGAUGGACCUCAAGAUAGGAAGAGACUUUCGUAAUCUCGGCCAUCAUCCUGGAAUGGUUCAUUUGCAUUCUGGCAUGGAACAUUUGACUAAUGUUGAUGUUGAGGUGAAAUUAGCGAGGGACGUUCGCGGCUCAUUAGGCUUAGGACUGUCCUUAGAACUUUGUGUAGUUUGUGGAGACAGAGCUAGUGGUAGGCAUUAUGGAGCGAUCAGCUGUGAGGGUUGCAAAGGUUUUUUUAAGCGCAGCAUUCGCAAGCAGCUGGGCUACCAGUGUAGAGGAAGCAAAAGUUGCGAAGUUACCAAACAUCACAGAAAUCGUUGUCAGUAUUGUAGACUUCAAAAGUGCUUGGCGAUGGGCAUGAGAAGCGACUCUGUACAACACGAGAGGAAACCAGUGUUGGGUGAUUCGGCUGCGACAAAAGUUGGCAGCCGUAACCCUAGAGUAAAACCUGAACCGCAACAGCCUGUACCCGAGGCACUCCCGACUUGGGAGCAACCCGACAGUCCUAGCAUGGAAGACCAAAGCAGCGAUAGUGACGCUCUCAGUGAUGCUUUGACCUUAGCUCGUGAGCGUUUACUUCUUUCUCAUGCGUUAGCAGACAGUAUGGCUAAAAUCAUUGGUGAUAAUGUUAAUGGUUCGAGCGAACCGGAGGAAGAAUGGACCGGCCAAUUAAUCUCUGAGCGAAACACGUUGUUUGAAUUGAGGGCGCCUAGCCCAGCACCUGUGUAUUUAUCUAUUCACUACAUAUGUGAAAGUGCAGCUAGAUUAUUAUUUUUGUCUGUACAUUGGGCACGAGGAAUUCCAGCAUUUCAAGCUUUGCCAUCUGACGUUCAAACUACUUUAGUUCGAAGUUCCUGGGGACAAUUGUUCACAUUGGGUUUAGCACAAUGUGCAUAUACCUUGUCACUUCCUAGUAUUUUGACGUCAAUAAUUAAUCACUUGCAAGCUAGUAUCGCACAAGAGAAAGUCACUGCUGGUAAAGUAAAAUGCGUUACGGAACAUAUAUGGAGACUACAGGAUUGUGUAAAUUCUCUGCAUAAGUUACAAGUGGAUUCCGUCGAAUACGCAUAUCUUAAGGCUUUAACGCUUUUUAGUGCUGAUAAUGUCUUGGCAGGCAUCUGGCAUAAGAAAGUUGAAGUCUUGCAGGAAGCAGCAUGGACGGAGCUGCAGCAACGUGUAGGUUCCGAUAGAUUACCUCGUCUUCUGCUGAGGCUAGCACCUCUUCGCUCGAUUAAUCCUAGAGUUCUGGAAGAUCUCUUUUUCUCUGGUCUCAUUGGUCGAGUAAGCGUGGCUAGCGUCGUGCCUUAUAUCCUUACCAUGCAAGAUUAUAAAACUGAACCAGAAAGUCAUGCAGGGUGACGAAUAUUGUCAGUGCAAUAUAAAUCGUGACCUAAAAGAGUGAUAUAAACGUAAAUGUUGGAUGCCUCGUUUUAUACAACGAAAGCGUUCAUUUAAACGCGAAUGGUUGACAUAAUUUUUAUGUUCGUAUUUCCCUUUUUCUUUUCGAAUAUUUGCACAAGAAUAUAAUGACGCAAUUAUGAGG